CUAUUACUAAAUAUAUAAAAGAUGCAUACCACUUUUUUAAAAAAUCAGUUCGCAACUGACUUUAAGUAAAUAGGGACAUGUGCUGAGAGUCCAAACUAAGCAAACUAGGUAGCAGUAACAUUUUUUUUCUUUUGAAGAAGCCAAGAUAAUUCAAUUUUGUGAUUGUAAAUGGUUUUCUUUUUAAACUGAGAUACUUUAGAUUAAAAAAAAAAACAGCCCCCCCCCGCCCCCAUUGCUGUGGGUAUUUGGAUGCUACAGAACAAAUGACUAAUUCCUUCCUUGAAUAUAGUAGGUGUUGGGGGAGGGGGGAUAGGGUAAGCAAGGGGUUUGGUGGGGGGUUUUAUGUUCUUGGGUUGUAUUCUUUAACUUUCCGUUUUGUUUAUCUUAAUGUAAGACUUAUUUCUCUUGCGAGAGGCUGUCUUCUUUUUAGUUAUAAAAGAAAGGGGGGGGGGUGGAAUUGGCACACACUACCUCGGUAUCCACCACCCUGUCAUUAUUGGUUCAAGCCUGGGAAUUCAAGUCGGACCUCCCAGUAUUUGCUACAGCUUGAGGCCAAGGUGCCUCUGAAUAGAUUUUCUUUUUAGGAGUUUCAGAAAUUGUUCAAGCGCUUUAAAAAAAAUAUUACUUUUUGUACAUCGCGAAGUGUAUGUGUGUGCAAAAAAAAAGUCUCAUAAAAAGAAGACACUCUUUUGAAAAAGCAAAAGAAGGGGGGAGCAUUCCUUAAUGGAAGUAUUGCAUGCAAGAAGGUUGGAGCUCUUUAAGGCUCCCCUUGAAGCUGGGGAUGCACACACUAGGGUUGCCUGCCUGGGUGGUCUCUCUACUUUGGUGAGCUGUUGCUAAGCAGCUAAUAAUAGUCAUGUUUGCUGAGUAAUUUCUGCCCUCCUUGAGCCAAUCGCAUCGCAGAAAUCCUAGCCAUCUGACAGCCCCAGGGGCGGGAGCUCCAGCCUUUUUCUCUCUCGCUGGCUCUCUCCCCCUCCACCCCCUCCCCUCCUCCUCCUCUUUCUCCAAAUGGAGAGAGUUCUUUUUUUUCUUCUUCCAUCUCAUCUAUUGAAUCAAGGAGCUGCUGCUGCUUGCUGCACACACACAGACUGGAGUCCCAAAGUCCCGGGAGUCAGAGACCAGCGCUGCACUGAAACAGAAUGGUACAGCGAGCCCGCAAGGAGCAGAAGCCAGAGCCAGAGUCGAAGGAGCAAUCCCAGCAGCAGCCUCCGCCUCCAGCAGCAGCACCAGCAAGAGCAGGAGCAGCAACUCCCCAGCAGCACUGAGAAGAGCAAAGGAAGCUCGGAUUCUGCCGUGGCUUUUCGCUUUCUUCCCGGAGAACCGACUCAAGAAAAGGAGCCAAGGAAGAAAGCCCCGGUGUUGGGAUCUCUGUGGGUUUCCUCUCAUUUUCACAAGUAAAAGGGUCUGGAAAAGGGGGCAGACAAGGAGUGGACGAGGUGGUGGUGGGGAUUGUUUGGUGGUGGUGAAGGAGACACCGGGGGGAGGGGGGGCAAGCAGGAAAGAGAGAGGCUCGCCCCCCGUGCGCGCACACACACAUACGGAGCCCCUCUCACCCUCUUCACGAACUGGAUGUGGGAAGCGGCCGCAGCAGAGAACUCCGGAUCACCACGAAAUGUUGCAAUGGAAGGCACAGGUCCUGACUCUUCUCCAACAGCAGCAGCAGCAGCAGCAGCAGCAGCCCCCGCGGUAUGAGGAGGUCUGUCAGCGGCAGCAACAACCACAGCAAAAGCCGGAGCCACCCGCAGAAAGAAGCGAUCUCCGGAGCCUACUCCCCGGCAUCACCAGCCAGCUCCAGCAGCGCGUCGUGGUGGUGGUGGUGGGGGGGGAACCGAGACAAGCCAGCCCGCCUGAUGCGGGAGCAGCAAGGGCAGCUCAGUCACCGCGGCGGCGGCGGCGGAGGCAACAUGGCCUCAGCUGUUAACAUUGCGGAGCCUGAGAGCGGCGGCGGCGGCAGCGGAGGCUGCAGCAGAGACCCCGAUCUGCCGGGGGAAAACGGCAGCAGGAGGCGGAGAAGGACCGGGGGGAACCGACGCGCCGGGGCACCAGACCUGGAAUAUCUGCAGCGGCCGAGUUACUGCGAUGCGGCUUUCGCGUUGGAGCAGAUUUCUAAGGGGAAGGCUACCGGCAGGAAAGCGCCGCUGUGGCUGAGAGCGAAGUUUCAGAGACUAUUAUUUAAAUUGGGUUGUUACAUUCAAAAAAACUGUGGCAAGUUUUUGGUUGUGGGCCUCCUUAUAUUUGGGGCUUUCGCUGUAGGAUUAAAGGCAGCUAAUCUUGAAACCAACGUGGAAGAGCUUUGGGUAGAAGUUGGUGGACGAGUAAGCCGGGAGUUAAAUUAUACGCGUCAGAAGAUUGGGGAAGAGUCUAUGUUUAAUCCUCAGCUCAUGAUCCAGACACCGCAAGAAGACGGUGCCAAUGUACUUACAGUAGAGGCACUCAGACAGCACCUUGACUCUGCAUUACAGGCCAGCAGGGUACAUGUAUAUAUGUAUAACAGGCAGUGGAAAUUGGAACACUUAUGUUACAAAUCAGGAGAACUUAUUACAGAAACAGGUUAUAUGGAUCAGAUAAUAGAAUACCUUUAUCCUUGUUUAAUCAUCACACCUUUGGACUGCUUCUGGGAAGGGGCAAAGUUACAAUCAGGGACAGCAUAUCUACUAGGUAAACCUCCUUUGCAAUGGACAAACUUUGACCCCUUGGAAUUCCUGGAAGAGUUAAAGAAAAUAAACUAUCAAGUGGACAGCUGGGAGGAAAUGCUGAAUAAAGCAGAGGUUGGUCAUGGUUAUAUGGAUCGACCCUGCCUCAAUCCUGCUGAUCCCGACUGUCCAGUUACAGCCCCAAACAAAAAUUCAACCAGACCUCUUGAUGUGGCCCUUGUUUUGAAUGGUGGAUGUCAUGGAUUAUCCAAAAAGUACAUGCAUUGGCAGGAGGAAUUGAUUGUGGGUGGUACAGUCAAGAACAGCACUGGAAAACUCGUCAGUGCUCAGGCUUUACAGACUAUGUUUCAACUAAUGACUCCCAAGCAAAUGUAUGAACACUUCAAGGGCUAUGAAUAUGUUUCCCAUAUCAAUUGGAACGAAGACAAGGCAGCAGCCAUUCUGGAGGCCUGGCAGAGAAUGUAUGUGGAGGUGGUUCAUCAGAGUGUUGCACAAAACUCUACCCAGAAGGUGCUUUCUUUUACUACGACGACUCUGGAUGACAUCCUGAAAUCCUUCUCAGAUGUCAGUGUCAUCCGAGUUGCUAGUGGCUACUUACUAAUGCUCGCCUAUGCCUGUUUAACUAUGCUUCGGUGGGACUGUGCCAAGUCCCAGGGUGCUGUGGGACUGGCUGGCGUCCUGUUGGUUGCACUGUCAGUAGCUGCAGGAUUGGGCCUGUGCUCAUUGAUUGGAAUUUCCUUUAAUGCUGCAACAACUCAGGUUUUGCCUUUUCUUGCUCUUGGAGUCGGUGUGGAUGAUGUUUUCCUCUUGGCACAUGCAUUCAGCGAAACAGGGCAGAAUAAAAGAAUCCCUUUUGAGGACAGAACAGGGGAAUGUUUGAAGAGAACUGGAGCCAGUGUGGCCCUCACCUCCAUCAGCAAUGUCACAGCCUUCUUUAUGGCAGCUUUAAUCCCUAUUCCUGCUCUUCGGGCAUUUUCACUUCAGGCUGCUAUAGUUGUGGUAUUCAAUUUUGCCAUGGUUCUGCUCAUUUUCCCUGCUAUUCUAAGCAUGGACCUCUACAGACGGGAGGACAGGAGGUUGGAUAUCUUCUGUUGUUUUACAAGUCCUUGUGUCAGCAGAGUGAUUCAAGUUGAACCUCAAGCCUACACAGAUACCAAUGACAACACCCGUUACAGCCCUCCCCCUCCAUACAGCAGCCACAGCUUCGCCCAUGAAACUCAGAUCACCAUGCAGUCAACAGUUCAGUUGCGGACUGAAUAUGACCCUCACACCCAGGUGUAUUACACCACUGCAGAACCCCGCUCAGAGAUUUCAGUACAGCCUGUCACCAUGACACAGGACAACCUCAGCUGUCACAGUCCCGAAAGCACAAGCUCAACCCGAGAUUUGCUCUCUCAGUUCUCAGAUUCGAACCUUCAUUGCCUGGAGCCUCCUUGCACUAAGUGGACCCUCUCCUCUUUUGCUGAGAAGCAUUAUGCGCCAUUCCUCUUGAAGCCCAAAGCCAAGGUUGUGGUUAUCUUCCUUUUCCUGGGCUUGUUAGGGGUCAGCCUUUAUGGAACCACUCGGGUGAGAGAUGGGCUGGAUCUCACGGACAUUGUGCCACGAGAAACCCGAGAGUAUGACUUUAUCGCGGCUCAGUUCAAAUACUUCUCCUUCUACAACAUGUAUAUAGUCACACAGAAAGCAGACUACCCAAACAUCCAGCACUUACUGUAUGACCUGCACAAAAGUUUCAGCAGUGUGAAGUAUGUCAUGUUGGAAGAAAACAAGCAGCUCCCUAAAAUGUGGUUACAUUACUUUCGAGAUUGGCUACAAGGACUACAGGAUGCAUUUGACAAUGACUGGGAAACUGGAAAGAUCAUGCAGAACAAUUAUAAGAAUGGAUCAGAUGAUGGAGUGCUGGCCUACAAACUCCUGGUGCAAACUGGCAGCCGAGAUAAGCCCAUUGACAUCAGCCAGUUGACUAAACAGCGUCUGGUGGAUGCAGAUGGUAUCAUUAACCCUAGUGCUUUUUAUAUCUACCUGACCGCUUGGGUCAGUAAUGACCCAGUUGCCUAUGCUGCCUCUCAGGCCAACAUUCGACCCCACCGUCCCGAAUGGGUCCAUGACAAAGCAGACUACAUGCCAGACACAAGACUGAGAAUUCCUCCAGCAGAGCCGAUCGAAUAUGCUCAAUUUCCUUUCUACCUCAAUGGGUUACGUGAUACUUCAGACUUUGUAGAAGCUAUUGAGAAAGUGAGAACAAUUUGCAAUAAUUACACAAGCCUGGGAGUCUCCAGCUACCCAAAUGGAUACCCAUUUCUCUUCUGGGAGCAGUAUAUUGGCCUUCGGCACUGGCUUCUCUUGUCCAUUAGUGUGGUCCUGGCCUGCACGUUUCUGGUGUGCGCAGUCUUCCUUCUGAACCCUUGGACGGCAGGGAUCAUUGUGAUGGUCCUGGCCUUAAUGACUGUGGAACUUUUUGGCAUGAUGGGCCUUAUUGGAAUCAAGCUGAGUGCUGUACCUGUGGUCAUCUUGAUUGCAUCUGUUGGCAUAGGAGUGGAAUUUACUGUUCAUGUUGCUUUGGCCUUUCUGACCGCCAUUGGAGAUAAAAAUCGAAGGGCUGUGCUUGCAUUGGAGCACAUGUUUGCACCAGUUCUAGAUGGGGCUGUGUCCACCCUGCUAGGGGUGUUGAUGCUCGCAGGAUCUGAAUUUGAUUUCAUUGUCAGGUAUUUCUUCGCAGUUCUGGCAAUCUUGACAAUCCUGGGUGUUCUGAAUGGAUUGGUAUUACUUCCGGUACUUUUGUCAUUCUUUGGACCCUAUCCUGAGGUUUCUCCAUCUAAUGGGUUAAACCGCCUACCCACUCCCUCUCCUGAACCACCUCCCAGCAUUGUCAGGUUUGCAGUGCCCCCAAGACACACCAACAAUGGAUCUGAUUCCUCAGAUUCGGAAUAUAGUUCUCAGACAACAGUGUCAGGCAUCAGUGAAGAGCUUUAUCAAUAUGAGACUCAGCAGAAUUCAUGUGCCCCAGCUCAUCAGGUCAUAGUGGAAGCCACUGAAAAUCCUGUCUUUGCCAGAUCCACUGUGGUUCAACCAGAGCCAAGACAUCAUCAUCCAUCAAGUCCAAGACAACAGCUCCACCUGGAUGCAGGACCCCAUCCACCGGGGCAUCCGGGCCAGCCGCCACAGCGGGACUCCAGGGAAGGGCUGCGGCCACCCCCUUACAGACCACGAAGGAACGCUUUUGAAAUUUCUACUGAAGGGCAUUCCGGACCUAGCAAUAGGGACCGAAUGGGCCACCGAGGAGCCCGUUUUCAUAACCCUCGGAACCCAGCAUUCACUGCCAUGGGCGCUUCUGUGCCGGGAUAUUGCCAGCCUAUCACUACUGUGACCGCUUCCGCUUCAGUGACAGUGGCCGUGCACCCUCCCCCUGUGCAUGGCCGGAACCCUCGGGGAGGAAGCUGCCCAUCCUACGAGGGGUACCACGAAACUGACCACGGGGUGUUCGAGGACCCCCACGUACCUUUUAAUGUAAGGUGUGAGAGGAGGAACUCUAAAAUAGAAGUCAUAGAGUUGCAAGAUGUUGAGUGUGAAGAAAGGACAAGAGGAAACAGCUCCAACUAAGGGUGAAGAAAAACUGAAGCAAAGAGGCCAAAGAUGGGGAACCCCCCCCCCUCUUUCCAGAACUGCUUGAAGAGAACUACUUGGAGUUAUGGAAAAGGAUGUGCUGCAUCAGGAUGACAGUUCACUGUUACUGUAACCUAUUGUAUUAUUUUGUGAAAUAUUUCUAUAAAUAUUUAAAAGGUGUACACAUAUGUAAUAUACAAAGGAACAAUGUAAUUAGUAUAAUCUGGAGUUUCUCGGCUCCUGCUAAUAGAGCAGGGGUGGCUCUUUGGGUGCCCCCUGCUCAUUUUGUAUAUUGACCUCUGUGCCACAAAUGAAACUUAAUUUACUCUUAAAUUUCAGCAUUAUGUUGCUGCUGCUUAAAUAUUGUAUAAUUUACUUGUAUAAUUCUAUGCAAAUAUUGCUUAUGUAAUAGGAUUAUUUUGUAAAGGUAUUUGUUUAAAAUAUUUUUAAUUUGCAUAUCACAACCCUGUGGUAGUAUGAAAUGUUACUGUUAACUUUCAAACACGCUAUGCGUGAUAAUUUUUGUUUUAAUGAGCAGAUAUGAAGAAAAGUCUUGGUGGCUUCUCUAGGGUUAGUUGUGUUCAGUUCUCUUUGUUUUUGCAAUGUGUGUAAACUGUAUGUAUGUGUGUGUGUGUUUUCUUAAUGUACUGUAGCAGUUUUCUUUGAUUGUUUUUCUUUUUUAACUAUAUUAUAACCCUUAGUGGGAUUAUUAACCCCAACAUGCUGGAAGAGUCAGGAUUUCUUUAUUGCUAAACCCUGGUGGAAAAUGCACUAGCUUUAACAGCAGGAUCCACCAGUGGCCACAUCUUUAAAUGGUAGAGGGGAAGCUGUGGUCUCUGUAGUCCAUAUUAUUAUCUUUUCAAACCAAUGACCGUCUUUUACCCCUCAGCAGCAAGGUAAAUGUUAUUCUGUAUGGGUAGCGAUUGCCGAAAUUGGAUCCCAGUGUACCUCCCUGUAUGCUGAUCACUUCUUUUGAAUCCUGAAAUGGCAUUAAGGAAUCGAAUAACAAUCUGACAGUGAACCACAGCUGGGUCAUGAGAAUGGGGAGGAUUGAUACUGUACACCUUAUGCCUUAAUUGACAGAAUCAGUGUCUGUCCCCCAUUACAGGUAACACCAAAUACACCUUGAGGAAUGGGUUGGGAGGCUUGGAAAUGCUACUUGUAAAACCUGUCCUUCUGGGGACCAAGUUCUCUGCUAUAUAUCUCGUGCGAUAAGCUUCUCGUGAAGACGCUAAACCGAGAAGGGAUGAAGAUUUUGCCUAGAUAUACUUCACUUCCUACCCUUUGACCUCUUUCUCUCCUCCUGAAUUCAGUGGUCUAAUUGGAACAAUUCCCUGGGUCUAUUUGUAUCUUUUAAAAAAAAAUACAUAGGAAGUUUCCUAGCUAGAAAGGCAUGAUGGAGGGAGGUGGGGAACAGGGGACACCACAGCUGUUGGUCUUAAGGAUCCUAGAUGGGUAGCAUGACAUGCAAGUAGGGGAAGGGAGUGGUUAAUGAUGGGGAAAUAUUGCCUUCAGUUCUAUUUUUUUUCCUCCCUCUACUAUUUACUGUUCUUUGUGCUGUGAAGUUUUCAGAGGAGCAAGAAGUUUUGUAACAUACAUAAUACAGAGCUUCCUGCUGGAAAGUGCCCUCUUCAGGACUUGUAGUUUUUGGAGGGGACAAUGGCAGAUCUUUCCAAACCAGGCAUUAUUUUUUAAGAGAUCUGCUCCCCUAGUGGUGAGAAUAUCUUCAAUUUAGGUCUUUGACUCCCUCAUCUCCUAUCCAGGGACCAAUGAUGGUCAGGGAAGCAAUUCAUGCCCAGCUCUGCCUUUCCUUCCACACCAGUCACUUGUUUACAGAUAAUUUGCGUGGGAAUUCAAGGUCAAGGUCCUGACCUCAUUCUGGCAGUACCUUAAGCUACUGGUAGAAACACACUAAGGGUUAAUCUCACAACUGCCUACUGUUCCAGCUGUCUUAAAUCGAAACUCAGCAGAAAGACAACAGGCUUCCAAUGACUAUUAGCACUGUAGUGACCUCAGAUUUUUUUUUUAACUCUAUAACAAAACUGUACGAUACUAGUUGGAAGCCACCUACCACUGCCAAAUGUGUGUGUUAGUGUGUCAGAGGCCCCGAUGGCUUCCCACUGUUACUGUUAUGGUGCCUAUCUGUCAGCCACAGCCCUCUCUCCUUGUCCACGUCCAACCAGCUCACCUCUGCUUGCUAUUUAAUUUCCUGGGUGGAGAAGGAUGACCAGGCAAGAGUCCUGAGUUCGGUGUGUUCUCUUCCAAUUCUCACUGUCUUCAUAAUCUCAUUGUGUUUUCCUUGCCCCAUCUACACCCCGGCAUGUUUGGUGUAUGAGUGUUUGUGCUAUCUACUGCUUUCUGCAGAGCUUAGAUCUUUUUCUCCAAUAGUCACAUUGGCAAAGGGAGAACUCAGUGGCUGGCAAUUAUGUGUUUUGUUUGUUUGUUUGUUUAGAUGUUAAAAUUUUUUUCAUCUUUGGUGAUAUUUAUAUUUUUGUAUCAUAAGAAUGUUUUCCUACAGUAUUUGUCAUGCCAGUUUAUAACAAAAAAUGCAGGGAUUUUAUUUCUAUUGGAAACAUAAUUACAGCUAUGUUUUUCUUUUGAAUGGAUUUUUAUUUGUAUAGAGUGCUUACUAAUGUUAAAUAGGACAGAGUAUAUAACAUUUACAUUAAGGACUCAUUUGUAGCUUUUAGUGUAAGGAGUUAAAAGAAAAAAUAUUCAAACUGGGUCUCAUUGUCUGCCUAUUUUGGCAGAAAUGAGUUUGUGUCAUUUCAAUUACAAAGAUAAAAGUAUGCCAUAUAAUUUAUUUAUAUGAAAAUUUAUUUUUGUAGUGUACAUAGUAGUCAUCAAGUCUUUUGACAGAAGUAUAUUUUUAAAGAGUUUAUAUGUAAUGAAACCAUAAUGUUUUGGAACUUUGCUGAGACAUGAGUAUGGUGCACACUUUUCAUUGUAAAAGGCAUUGAGGAAAAGAAAACUUUUAACAGUGUUAAGAGAGUGAGAAUGAAUAUUCAUGCAAUUGUGAACUGUUUUAGUUACCAUUUGUGAUCUAGUGUGGUUCUCAUUUUAAACCUUGAAAGUGGAAAUGUACAAACUCUCUAAAUAUUAAUGUUAAAACACUGAUAGAAAUUCUAACAUGAAUAAAAAUAUUAUAACUUAUUGGUUA
Molecule: messenger RNA, 9417 nt
Organism: Monodelphis domestica (gray short-tailed opossum)
Lineage: Eukaryota; Metazoa; Chordata; Mammalia; Didelphimorphia; Didelphidae
Gene: PTCH1
Product: patched 1
Biological process (GO): negative regulation of smoothened signaling pathway
Cellular component (GO): plasma membrane
Molecular function (GO): smoothened binding; hedgehog family protein binding; hedgehog receptor activity
Source: RefSeq, a predicted model, not a curated record